Molecule: messenger RNA, 4651 nt
Organism: Ictalurus furcatus (blue catfish)
Lineage: Eukaryota; Metazoa; Chordata; Actinopteri; Siluriformes; Ictaluridae
Product: vitellogenin-like
Exons: 27
Coding region: 119-4219 (1366 amino acids)
Biological process (GO): lipid transport
Molecular function (GO): lipid carrier activity
Source: RefSeq, a predicted model, not a curated record
AGAUCUAGUCUACAGUACAUCAAAACUAGUUAAUAUUCUACUUAAGGUUAUACUUAAUCAGCAAAUUUCAUACAAUAAAAGCAUAGGUUCUUGGUGGAUUCAUCACACACCACCAGCCAUGAGAGCUGUAGUGCUUGCCUUGACUCUGGCCCUUGUGGCAAGUCAACAGAUUAACCUUGUUCCAGAAUUUGCUGCGGGUAAGACCUUUGUAUACAAGUAUGAGGGUUUGCUCUUGGGCGGUCUGCCUCAAGAGGGUUUGGCUAAGGCUGGAGUCAAAGUCAGCAGCAAGGUCCUCAUCAGUGCUGUAGCCCAGAACACCUUCCUCCUGAAGCUCGUGAAUCCUCAACUCUUUCAGUACACUGGCAUCUGGCCUGAGGAUGCUUUUGUUCCUGCUGCAAAGCUUACCUCAGCACUAAAGGCUCAGCUUGAAGUUCCCAUUAAAUUUGAGUAUACUAAUGGCAUGGUAGGGAAGGUAUUUGCCCCUGCUGGAGUCUCUGCUACUGUUCUGAAUCUGCACAGAGGUAUCCUCAACAUCCUUCAGCUCAACCUCAAGAACACACAGAAUGUGUAUGAGCUGCAUGAGGCUGGACCUCAGGGAGUCUGCAAGACCCACUACAUGAUCAGUGAGGAUGAAAAGACCCAUCAAAUUGCUGUGAGAAAGUCCAAAGACCUGACCAACUGCCAUGAGAGAGUCAUAAAAGAUAUUGGUUUAGCUUACACUGAAACCUGUGUGGAGUGCCAGAAGAGGGUUAAGAGUCUGACUGGGACUGCGACAUUCAGCUACACCAUGAAGCCCACUAAUACAGGUGCUCUGGUUUCUGAGGCUAUAGUUGAAGAGGUCCAUCAGUUCUCACCCUUAAAUACAGAAACUGGAGCAGCUCAAAUGAAAGCCAAGCAAAUUCUGACUUUAGAGGAAGAGCAGAAUGCCCCGACUGCACCCCUUGCAGGCGAAUACUUGGCCCGUGGAUCCCUGCAGUAUGAAUUUGCUACUGAGAUUCUUCAAACCCCAAUUCAACUUCUGAAGAUCAACAAUGCACAGGCCCAAAUUGGAGAAGUCUUGCAGCAUCUGGUUGAAAAUAAUCAGGCUAUGGUUCAUGAGGACGCUCCUCUGAAGUUCGUCCAGCUUGUCCAGCUCAUGCGUGUAGCUACCUUGGAGAGUAUUGAAGCCAUCUGGGCUCAGUACAAGAACAAACCUCUUAACAGACGGUGGAUUUUGGAUGCACUUCCUGUUGUGGGUACACCAGUAGCUCUGCGAUUCAUCAAGGAGAAGUUUCAAGCUGAUGAGCUUGCUGUCCCUGAAUUCACUCAGGCCCUUCUGGUUGCUUUGCACAUGGUCACCGCUAAUCCAGAUGUCAUCCAACUCACUGCUAAUCUGGCUAUGGACCCCAAAGUCAAGAAUAUUCCAGCGCUGCGUGAGGUGACCAUGCUUGGCUGUGGUUCCAUGAUUGCCAAAUACUGUGCUGAAGUUCCUACAUGUGAUGCUGAUCUCUUGAGGCCUAUCCAUGACAUUGCUGCUGCAGCAAUUUCCAAGGCUGAGAUUCCUGAAAUCACACUGGCUCUUAAGGUGCUGGGCAAUGCUGGCCACCCUGCCAGCCUUAAAACAAUCAUGAAACUCCUGCCUGGAUUUGGAAGUGCUGCUGCUGCUACUCCCAUGAGUGUUCAAGUUGAUGCCAUCUUGGCUCUUAGGAACAUUGCCAAGAAAGAACCAAAGUUGGUUCAGCCAGUGGCACUGCAGCUUUUCAUGGACAAGGCAUUACAUCCUGAACUUCGCAUGGUUGCCUGUAUUGUGCUCUUUGAGGCCAAGCCAUCAGUAGCCCUUAUGGCCACUCUUGCUGGAGCUUUGGAGAGGGAGCCCAACAUGCAUGUUGUCAGUUUUGCUUAUUCUCAUAUCAAGUCUCUGACCAGAAGCAUGGCCCCUGAUUAUAUGCAUGUGGCUGCUGCAGCAAAUGUUGCCAUCAGGAUGCUGAGCCCCAAACUGGACAGACUGAGCUAUCAUUUUAGCAGAGCCAUCCAUUUCGAUCUCUAUAUCUCUCCUCUCAUGGUUGGUGCUGCUGGUAGUGCUUACAUGAUCAAUGAUGCUGCCACCAUCUUCCCCAGAGCUGUCAUAACUAAAGCACGAGCCUACCUGGCUGGAGCUGCUGCUGAUGUUCUUGAGGUUGGGGUGAGAACUGAAGGACUUCAGGAAGCUCUACAAAAGACUGUUCCACAUGAUGAAAAUGCUGAUCGCAUCACUAAAAUAAAGCGUACCAUAAAGGCUCUGAUGGACUGGAAGUCUUUACCAACCAAUCAACCACUGGCUUCCAUCUUUGUCAAAGUUCUUGGUCAGGAAAUUGCUUUUGCCAACAUUGACAAAACCUUCAUUCAAGCCAUCAUCGAACAAGCAGCACAAAUUGCUACUGGACCACGUUCCCGUGAACUGUUGAAGGAGGCUGUUGAAGCAUUGCAGAAAGGCUUUGCCUUCCAGUAUGCCAAGCCCCUGCUGGCAGCUGAAGUGCGCCGUAUUCUACCCAGUUCUCUUGGUGUGCCAAUGGAGCUUUCUUAUUACACUGCUGCCGUUGCUGCUGCAGAUCUGAAUGUUAAGGCAACUAUUACCCCUCCUUUACCUGAGCAUCCAGAGACUCUCACUCUUGAUCAGUUGAUGAAGACCGAUAUCCAGUUGCAAGCUGAGGCCAGACCAAGUGUUGCCCUCCAGACAUUUGCUGUAAUUGGAGUGAACACUGCCUUGAUCCAGGCUGUUGUUAUGGCCAGAGGAAAGUUACACACUGUUGUACCAGGGAAAGUGUCUAUAAGAGCUGACCUUCCAAACGGCAAUGUAAAGCUGGAGGUUCUGCCUGCUGCUGUUCCUGAUCAUAUUGCAGAUGUCAGCUUUGAGACCGUUGCUGUGACCAGAAACAUUGAGGACCUCCCCACUGAGAGAACUGUAUCACUGGCCCCUCCAAUGCCCUCUGAUGCUGCACAGAGGUGGAUACCUGCUUCAGUUCAGAAGAACUUGUGUGGUGUUAUUCCUUAUAUUAAAAUCAAAGGAUGUGUUGAGGUUUCCUCCCAGAAUGCUGGCUUUAUGGGUUUAAAUCCUCUGUAUUAUAUUGUUGGACAACACGCAGCUCGAAUUUCUUUGGCAAGAGGUGAUGGUCCUGCACUAGAAAGACUGGAGCUUGAGGUACAAGUUGGUCCUAAAGCAGCUGAAAAGCUUAGGAAGGAAAGCAGCAAUGGUGAUGUUCAAAGUACUGAAGAAAGUACCAUCCUGUUGAAACUGAGGGAAAUUCUGGCGGCUGGACUGAGGACUAUUAACUCCAGCUCAAUCAGUUCUUCAUCCUCUGCCAGCAACAGCAAGAGUUCUAACAGCAGCAGGAGUGUUAGCAGCAGCAAGAGUGCUAGCAGCAGCAGGAGUGUUAGCAACAGCAAGAGUGUGAGCAGUAGCAGGAGUUCCAGCAGCAGCAGGAGCUCCAGCAGCAGCAGCAGAUCUUCCAGAGCUAGCAGGACCAAGAAUACUAAUUCAUAUGCUCAGUUCAGGAAGUUCAAUAAAGAACAGGGUAUGUCGAAAGGCAGCAGUGCAUCUAGCAUUGAGGCCAUACAGAGACAGGCUAACCUACUUGGAGAUGCUAUUCCACCUGCUUUUGCCAUCAUUGCUCGUGCUGUUAGAGCUGACCGCAAGCUGGGAUUCCAGAUUGCUGCUUACAUGGACAAGCCCACUUCAAGAGUACAGAUUGUGUUGGACUCUAUUAAGGAGAAUGACAAAUGGAAGAUAUGUGCUGAUGCUAUACUUCCAAGCAAGCAUAAAGUCGCUGCCAGGUUUGCUAUUGGUGAGCAGUGCCAGGACUAUUCUGUAACUGUCAAGGCUGAAACUGGUCUGCAUGAGGAACAUCCUGCUGCACGUUUUGGGUUGGGCUGGAACAGACUACCAAGAAUCCUAAAUUAUGCUAUCCCCUAUGUGAAGAGGGCAAGGGAGUACAUCCCUAGGGUAGCUUACCUGGUUGGAUGUAAUGCUGAUAGUGCUGAUAAUGAUGAGAGAGAAGUCAACCUUAUUGUUGCCCUACCAACUCAAAAGUCUGUCAACAUUGUUUUGCGGAUUCCAACGAUGACAGUGUCAAAGCUAGAUGUGCCUCUUCCUAUUGCCAUGCCUAUUGAACAGGAUGGAACCAUUCCAGCUCUCCAGAAUUUGGACAUUUGGGCCAUUGUUAAGAAAUGUCUAAAUGAUAUCAGGGAAUGUUCAAGUACAUGAUUUCAAAUAUGUAAAUUAAUUAAAUGAAAUAAAGAGCAUCCAAAAGGCAAAAAAAAAAAAAAUUCAGCUGUGUAUUUUUCUUUACUUACGUGUGGACUGGUUAAAGGCAUUUUCAUUAAAUAAUUUUAAGAAAGAUAGGUAGGUGGGUAGACUGAAAAUUUUCAGAUCUAUGACAAAACUUCCUGAUCAGAGCCAAAUCAGAGCUUGUACUUGUCCCCAAUGCUCUUUAAGUAUUAAGCAAGUUGUUCAGAAAAAGUCUUGUGGUAUGUGUCCAUCAACCUAAAACUCCAUACGCAAAAUUGGCAAUAAAAUAAGGUUAAGAGACAUUUUAUAAUUGUGGCUACAUAUCACAUCAACAAAUCAGUAUUUAAAAACAAUAUGCUUUCUCAAAAACACAUCUAUGGGUUUCAGUUUGUACAUUUAAUCAGUGUA